UGUGUUCUUGUGCAGAGACACAGCAAGGGACCGAACCAAACUCAAAGAGAUGGGUAUUAACCACAUCUUAAAUGCUGCAGCAGUUAAGAAGAAGCUGAGGGUCCUGAUGGGAAUGCCAACAGAGAAAGACCUGAAAGGAAAGAUAAAUACAGGGGCGAAAUAUUACAGAGGCAUGAACAUCAAAUUUUGUGGCUCGGCCACAACACACAGAGACGGUUUCAACAUGGGCAUGUACUUCUUACCAGCUGCCAAAUUCAUUCACAAGGCCCUGAGGAACCCAGAAAAUAAGGUGUUAAUUCACUGCAGUCAUGGUGUCAGCCAGUCCCCUACAUGUUUGCUGGCAUAUCUGAUGAUCCACCAUGACAUGAUGGUGGACGAAGCCAUUGAUCACGUCAUAAAGAUGCGACACAUCAAGCCCUCCAUAAGCUUCCUGACGCAGCUGAUGUCCCUUAAUGCCGAACAUGUGGAGCAGCGAAAACAACAGCUACAGGGCAACCAGGCAGCAAAGUGCCGCUAAAAACAUAGAGCACGGACUAUUUAAUAAUUACUAACUCUUAAACU
This is a messenger RNA of Sinocyclocheilus grahami, 561 nucleotides long. Its product is annotated as dual specificity phosphatase DUPD1-like. The record is from RefSeq and is a predicted model, not a curated record. NCBI's taxonomy places the organism in Eukaryota, Metazoa, Chordata, Actinopteri, Cypriniformes, Cyprinidae. Gene Ontology annotation, cellular component: cytoplasm. The transcript is spliced from 2 exons. Gene Ontology annotation, molecular function: protein tyrosine/serine/threonine phosphatase activity; MAP kinase phosphatase activity. The coding region runs from base 50 to 517 and encodes 155 amino acids. Gene Ontology annotation, biological process: negative regulation of MAPK cascade; protein dephosphorylation.